Balaenoptera acutorostrata (minke whale) is the source of this 1881-nucleotide messenger RNA. It is a transcript of the gene ZNF584, whose product is annotated as zinc finger protein 584. The coding region runs from base 80 to 1297 and encodes 405 amino acids. The record is from RefSeq and is a predicted model, not a curated record. NCBI's taxonomy places the organism in Eukaryota, Metazoa, Chordata, Mammalia, Artiodactyla, Balaenopteridae. The transcript has 4 exons. Gene Ontology annotation, biological process: regulation of DNA-templated transcription.
GAGGCGCACGGGCGGGGCGGGGCGGAGCGGGACUUCCGGCGUUGCCCUGUGGUACCUGUUUUGCCGCCGCCGGUGGUCGAUGCGAGCACUUUUGAGGGCAGCGCUCGCACCGCAGAGACCACACCGGCUGAGAGAAGCGCAGGUUCCAAUGGCAGAGGAGGCGCAGGCCCCGGUGACCUUUGAGGAUGUGGCUGUGUAUUUCUCCCGAGAGGAGUGGGGGCUCCUUAAUUUGACCCAGAGGAGCCUGUACCGUGAUGUUAUGCUGGAGAACUUUGCACUCAUUGGUUCACUGGGUUUUCUGUGUAGACUGCGGGAUGAGGAAGCCCCUCCCGAGCAGGUGAAGAGCCGCAGAGUCCGCCUGUCAGAGACCCCCUUUCUGUGUGGGGUGUCUGGGAAGGACAUCCCUGCCACCUUAGGCUUCCUCCAGCCCCAGGCCACCCACAGAGAGGCGACACCACACAGAAGCACUGAGCGCAAGGCCUUCCCACCCAGCUCCACUUGCCAGCAACAGCAGGGAGCCCACGCCACACAGAAGCCCUUCAAGUGCAGCGACUGCGGGCAAGCCUUCCUGAAGGCCUUCGCGCUCCUCGACCAUCUGAUCACUCACGCCAAAGAGAGACCCUUCAGGUGCCCAGCAGGUGGAAAUGCCCCCAAGGAGAGCUCAACCCUGGUUCAUCACCGAAAAACUCACACUGGAGAAACAUCCCAUGUGUGUAGUGAGUGUGGGAAGGCCUUCAGUUACCCAUCUAAACUGAGGAAGCACCAGAAGGUUCAUACUGGCAUAAAACCUUUCAAGUGUGGUGAGUGCGGGAAAACCUUCAACCGCAAAGAUGCACUUGUUCUGCACCAGAGAAUUCACACUGGAGAGAGGCCUUACCAGUGCAGCGAGUGUGGGAAGUCCUUCAGCGUUCUGUCUACCCUCAUUCGGCACCGGAAAGUUCACAUUGGAGAAAGGCCCUAUGAGUGCAGGGAAUGUGGGAAAUUCUUCAAAUACAACCAUAGCUUCAUUCUUCACCAGAGAGUUCACACUGGAGAGAGGCCCUAUGAGUGCAGUGAAUGUGGGAAAACUUAUGUGACCCGCUCUGGGCUGUAUCAGCACUGGAAAGUCCACACUGGAGAACGUCCCUACGAAUGCAGCCUGUGUGGGAAAACCUUCACUACCAGGUCCUACCGGAAUCGGCACCAGCAGUUCCACACUGAAGAGAGGGCUUAUGAAUGUACAGAAUGUGGGAAAGCCUUUAAACAUAGUUCUACCCUCCUUCAGCACAAGAAAGUCCACACUGGAGAAAGGCCAUAGGAGGACGGGGAUGUGGGAAAACCUUUAGCCAUGGCUGGCACCUUGUUCAACAUGAAAGGUCUCACUCCAGAAAGGAGAUUAAGGAGAGUAGCCAUUUGAAAGCUAAACAUGUCACACCCCAGCACCCACACUGGGCUGGCGCCAGGUAUGUGGGAAGCGUUCAGGAGCUGUGUUGCACUCUCACCUGCCCAGGCUGUUGGCAGUGUUGAGUCACUGCCAGUUUCUGUGACAGAAGCCAUCCCACUUCUACCACCUGGCAGGUCCCCUUGGUGUGCAUCAGUCACUGUGUGUGCUCAGGGAAGCUGACCUCUGUGUUCCCCACUUGAUAAAGGAGAGAAUCAUGAGUGGUGGAGCCCAUAAUGGGUCUUAUUCCCUCCCCCUCUAACUGAUUUAGGUGUGGACAUGACCUAGUUCUGGCCAAGAGUAGCUGAGUAGUGUCUGCUGGGGGCUUCCAGGGAAGGCUAACCAUUUUCAUGGACACUGUUGACACUACAUUUGGUCCCUGUCGUGCAUUUAUCCAACCCUGGAACUGGCUCACACUGCUCUGGCAUGUCUGGUAAUAAAGGCAUUUUUGUUUAAACCAC